Messenger RNA from Peronospora matthiolae, 216 nucleotides. The record is from the annotation of a GenBank genome assembly. Lineage: Eukaryota; Oomycota; Peronosporomycetes; Peronosporales; Peronosporaceae.
AUGAACAUGUUGGACGUAGAAGACGACAGCUUUCACGUCACACGUGCAGGCUACUCCCAUCUGAGUGACUCAGAAUGGGAGACAGUCGGCCACAUGAGUGUGCUCCUGGGCGAAUACGCCAUUAGUGGCAUGUUGGAGUCUGUAAACAGAGACCAGCAACAUGCCGCUAUCAACAAGUUUCUACAAGGGAAAUUGCCGUCAAACGAAAGAAGAUAG